Prorocentrum cordatum is the source of this 4899-nucleotide messenger RNA. Lineage: Eukaryota; Dinophyceae; Prorocentrales; Prorocentraceae. The record is from the annotation of a GenBank genome assembly.
AUGGCGGCGUCCUUGGCAGAGACGGCACUCCCGAGUCAGGAGGAGAUCAACACGCUUGGGCUGGCCACGGCAGUGGGGCCCAUCGCCACCUGGGCCGGCCUCGCGGAGGAGCCCUUGGCGCAGUUGUCCGAGGUCUUGGGGUUCAGCUCUGUGCAGGACUUCAAGCAGGCGCCGCCGCGCCUGCUGGCGGCGUCCCCGCCGGAGGCAUUCGAGGAGGCGCUCAAGGAGUGGAUGGGCGCCUCAUUCCUCUCCAAGGCUGGCGCGCGCCUCCUCUACAAGGUAGCGGUGGCGCUGUGCACGGCCAAGGUCUCUUCGGAGGCCAGGCCGGCCGAGGGGGGGGCGGCGACCACCAAUGCGAAGAAGAAGCUGAAGCUCGCGCACCUCAUCGACAGCACGGACGACACGGAGAUCAACGCGCCCGACACGGACCAGGUGACACGAUGGUUCGAGAACUACGCCGAGAUCAAGCACGGGGAGCCGCUCGAGCACCACGAGCCGACCCCGGACCAGAUCGCAGCGCUCCACACCCGCGUUGUGGAGCUGAAGGCGGAGCCGUACGCGGACUUCUCGCUGCUCACGCCUUACGGCCGCCGCAUGGCCAAGAUCCUCCGCCACCGGAGCUGGUUCCUCCAGGAGGACGGCUCCUACAAAGCCAUGGAGGUACCAGGGCCCGCGAGCUUCGAGGUCUGGGAGAAGUGCUUCGACGUCUACGAGGUCAUCCUCCUCAUGCUCCGCUUUCCGCCGGCUGCGGAGGGCGACGGCCGCCCGGAGGUCGUGGUUACGCCAAUCGCGAUCGACGCUUACCGGGAGGCCUUCAAGCAGCUGUGCAAGGAGCACCCGGAGUGUCGGCACCUUUGCCAGCGCGCCGAGGACCGCUGCCGGGCGGAGCACUUCGCCAGGGUAGCGCGCAAGCUCCGGGACAAACACCGGCGCAAGCCUACUUGGAGCGAGGUCUUCCAGGAGGCUGCCUUGGACGACCGCUACUGGGACCGCGAAGUGCGGCGGCCGGCGCUGGGGUUUCUCGCCAGGAACAAGCGCCCCCAGACGGACGGCGACGACGCUACUUCAGCAGCGUCGCAGGAGCCCCCGGCGAAGAAGACGGUCUCCCAGAAGCGCCGGGAGAGGAAGCAGAAGCUGGUGGAGGUUGGGAGCGAGAGCAAUCCAGCGAAGGGCAGCCGCAAGGGCGAGACACACCCCAGGAAGGACAAGCAGGGCCGGUUCAUUACGACGCGGGAGGGGCAGGAGAUCUGCUUCAAGUACGCGAACGGCCCCGACAAAGGAGAGUGUCGUCUCGGUCAUCGACCAGACCAGAUGGGCACGGACCAGUGCAAUGGCUCCAGCCAAGAGGCCGUGGAGUUCACCCAGGAGGCGCUCCGGAAGGAGUUCGGGGCUUCGCGUUCGGACCCCGGCACCGUUUUCGACCACCAGCUAUGGAAGUCACUUUUGGACGCGGCGGGAGAUCCAGGGACAGAAGUUCCGGGCUGGCUCCGGCACGGUUGCCCGACCGGCAUUGGGGAGUCGAAGGUUCGCACGUGCGGCAUCUUCCCGCCGGUGGACCAUGCCAGCGCAGCCAUAGAGAAGGCCAGACAGUUCGCUGCCCUCCGGGCCGCGCAGGAGUGGAGGCACGACCUCCACAAGAACUACGCCAGCUUCUACACCGACGGCGGCGCUCUGGCGGAGCAGGAGGUCCAGCGCAUCGAGCAGCGCGGCUACAUCGAGAUCAUCCGCGACUGGGACGAGGUACGCAGCAGAUGGCCCGAUGCGACGGCGAGCAAAGUUGCGCUCCUCGUCAAGACGCGGGAGGACGGUUCGACGAAAGCCCGCAUCAUCAUCGACCUACUGCGCUCGGGGGUCAACGGGGGAGUCGCCCUCCCAGAGCGCGUGGUCCUACCCCGCUUGUCGGACCUCACGGCCGCGGUUCUCGACCUCAUGGAGAUCGACGUCAGGGCCGACUGGCACCCGGACGAGGAUUGGUACGAGCUGUGCACGGUGGACUUCGAGGACGCCUUCCACACCCUAUCGCUCCGAGCAGCCGACCGGGGGAAGAUGGUCUUCAAGACGGCGGCUGGCUGGGCAGUCUUCCGCCGCCUGUGCUGCGGGAUGGCUUCGGCCCCCUUGGUUUGGGGCAGAGUCGGCGCCGCUGCGUGCAGGCUGGGCCAGGCGAUGUUCCAACCGCACGAGCUCAGAAUCCAGUGCUUUGUGGGCGACCCCGCGAUCUGCACUCGCGGCCCCCCGCACCAGCGGAAGCGGCUCUUGGGUGCGCUCCUCCUGUUCUGGGCCGCGCUUGGUUUCAGGCCCAACUGGAAGAAGGCCAUUCGCGGGCAGACCGUGCCCUGGAUCGGGGCACAACUGGAGCUCCAGCGCCGGUGGUGUCGGAAGUGCCGCCGGCACGCGUGGGGCCUCCAGGUCACGCUGGCUCCGAAAAAGUGCCGGGAGAUCGUCGAGGCCGUCGACGCGAUCCACCGCUCGACGGGCGUUGUCCACGUCAAGGAGGUUCGCAAGAUCGCCGGCCAGCUCUCGUGGGCCAGCGGUCUACUUCCUUGGCUUCGCGGGUUCAACGCCUGCCUGUGGGCGGCGUUGGCGGCGCACGACCAGGAGCAGAACGCGCAGGCCUUGAGAUUCUCGGCCAAGAAGCGGCCCGGCCAGCUCUUCUUCUUGCUGCGAAUCCAGCAGGCGAUCACCUGGAUCCGCUUGCUGUUUGCCGGGCUCAUCCGGGACCGCGAGGGCAAGGCGAUCACAGUCCAAAGAUGGACAACUGCGACAACCCGCCUAGCCGACCUGUCGGCGUGCAUCCGCACCGACGCGUCCCCGUACGGGUUCGGCGCGAUCUUCUUCGUCGAUGGGGCGCCGCGCGCCUGGAUCGCCGAGGAGUGGGCGGACGCGGACCUCGAGCUGCUCCACGCGACCCGCGGGGACCCAGCGUGGCAGGCCGAGUGGGAGUUGCUCGCGCUCCUGGUUGCCGUGGAUUGCUGGAUGCCGCGCCUCAAGGACGAGGCGCUCGCGCUGCUCCAGACGGACGCCACCGCGGCCCUCUUCAGCGCAGCCAGGCUGGCCGGGAGAACGCCGCUCAUGAAUGCUCUCGCGGCGGAGUUGGCGCUGCGGUUCGAGAGCGCGAAUGUCCACGUCAGCCUGGAGCACGUUGCGGGCACGCUGAACUUCGAGUGCGACGCGCUGAGCCAGAUUUCGCAGGGCGCGGCGAUUCCGCGCUCGCUCAGGGCUGACCGCGUGGCCGCUACGAGGGCCGGGGCUGGCGCCCGCUCGGCUGCCCAUGCUGCGUCGCUGGCGUCGGCGAUGGCUGGCCCCGCGGCCGCCUCGGGCGCCGCUCCUGCACAGCUUCCGGCUGCGUCGCGCGCGUCGGCGAGGGCCGACCGCGCGGCCGCUUCAGGAGGCGGGGCGGGCGUUGGCUCGGCCGCCCGCGCUGCGUCGCAGGCGUCGGCAAGGGUCGGCUCUGCGGCCGCGUCGGGCGCGGAGCUUGUGCCUCGUAAGAGCAGGAAGGAUUUCCCAGACGUCAGGGCGACAAAACGCCCCUGCAGAGCAGAGGUGCUCACGGCCAUCUCCACGAUCAAGGGGAAGGAGGAGGUCCUCGCCAGGCUCCUGCAGGACACUUCAGCGGCCAGCAGCAAGCUCACCGCCGACUCGCUGUGGGCAACCUGGUCGGUGUUCCACCAGGCUUGGUUUGGCGAAGCGACGCCGGCCCUCCCGCUGAGCGCGGAGACGGUCUACGCUGUCGCCGCUUGCUUCAAGCAGGGGGGCUACCGGGGGUUCCCUGCGUACAUGGCCAAGGCUAAGGAGGCCCACACCCUCGCCGGCUGGCCGUGGGAUGAGCAGCUGGACCUUGCUCGGCGGAAGGCCACGGCAUCGGUCCUCCGGGGCUUGGGCGUUGCGAGACAGUCGGCGCCCUUCGACCUCAACGCAGCGGUCAAGGCGGUGCGCGAGGGCAGCGUCCACCUGGGGCCGCUCGCGCCCGUGGGACGGGUGAACUUCCUCAUCGUCGCCUCCAUUUUUGUCAUGCGGGAGAUCGAGGCGGCGUUUGCCAAGGUCGGCCACGUGACCUUCAACAGGGACGAGCGCAAGGUCAGCCUCAGGCUCCCAGUCUCCAAAAGGGACCCGCGGGCCGUCGGCUGCACGAGAACAUGGGGUUGCACGUGCGCGAGCCCGCUGUCUCGUGAAUUGUGCCCGUAUUGCGCGGCAGAUGAGCAGUUGGGCAUGCUCCGGGACAUGUUCGGCCCGAGCUUCGAUGACGACUUGCCGCUCUUCCCAACCCGCACUGGCGGGGUCUGCCUGAAGGCCAACAUCGUGGCGGCGCUCGAGGCCACCGUUGCGGCUUACGGAGGCGCUCCAUUCCCGAGUGGCGCGAAGGCUUUUGGAGGGCAUUCUUUCAGAGUCACGGGAGCCCAGAGGUUGGCCAUCGCAGGGAUGGAGGUGCACAAGAUCAUGCUGCAUGCGCGGUGGGCCGGCGACACCGUUCUCCGCUAUAUCCGCGAGGCGCCCUUGGAGAAUCUCCCAGCGGAGGUAAUCGCUCUCGAGGAGAAGCGCUCGCUCAUCGAGUCCCUCACCAAGGCGCAGGACGACGUGAUCAAGGUUGGCGACCAGGUGGCUGCCCAGAAGCAGGACGUCGCGGACGCGCUGGCCGCCCUGCAGGAGCGGCUCGCCAAACUCGACGCCGGCUCCGCCAAGCCAUACGUCAGCGGCGGAGGCUCGAGGAGGUUCCGGGUCCACGAGGUCGCAGUGGAGGGGCUCGACGUCCCCCCGCAGCUGUGGAGGACCAAAUGCGGCGUCAGGUUCGCCCACUGGUGCUUCACGAAGCACGCCUCCCUGGCGUCCGUCCGCACCGAGCUCGUCGGCUUCGAGUCCCUCAUCGUGUUCGGAAGGCUCCACGUCUUGAGCACGCGAGACUGA